This is a messenger RNA of Adineta ricciae, 888 nucleotides long. The record is from the annotation of a GenBank genome assembly. Lineage: Eukaryota; Metazoa; Rotifera; Eurotatoria; Adinetida; Adinetidae.
AUGACUUUAAUUCUCCUCUUUUCACUGAUUCAUCUGGGUGUUAGUAUUGGUAUUAUCGGACAGUAUCGAAAAUACAGCAGUUUCUUGGGUCCACAAAUAGGAUUAGCUGGUUAUAACCUCGCUAUUAGUAUAUUUGGGCUGGCCGCUGGUAUUGUAGGUUUAUUCGCAUUUAUGACCGACUCACCAAAAAUAGGAAAAAUUGUCUGUGGAAUAUCAGCUGCAGUAGGCAUCAUGGCUCUUGCAUCGUUAGUAACUGCAAUUAUUGUGAAUGCAAAGUCCAUAAGCUAUGUCGGAAAUCGAUUUAAGUCUAGAAUGAGUAUUUAUGGAUCUGAUUCAGAUGCUCGAACCGUCAUUGAUAAGUUUCAAACAAAUUAUCAAUGUUGUGGUGCAUAUACAUGGCUUGAUUGGGCCAAUGUUGAUCUUGUUGCCCCCAAUGCAACAAUAACUACAACGAUGAUGACAACAACAGCAAUAACAAACACCGCCACCACUACUUCAACAUCAACUUCUACUACUACUACUACUACUUCUGGCAGCGGUAAAAGCGCUGUCUUGAAUCAAGAGGCGUCUCCUGCAAAUAUUCGUCGACGAAAACGACAAGCCGUUUCAUCAUAUGGCGAUAUCAUUGGUCUACCGAUCUUGUUUGGUGUCGUAUUUCCUUACUCGUGCUGUACAAGUGAUGCGUUAACAGUUACUGAUGGAACAAUUACAUAUUGCGUAUCGAAUCAAAAUGGUGCUGUCAAUCAUUUUUAUACCAAUGGAUGUAUAAAAGAUCUUGAUACAAUCGCUGGGAAUCAAUCCAUGGGUUUCGGUGUUAUCAACUGUUUCCUAAUUGUUUUAUCGUUUGUUGCCAUACCUUUACUCUGGAAAAUGUCAGCAUCUGUAUAG